AUGCAUGUAAGUUUGCUGAUUGUAAGGCGACAGAAUGCAAAGGACGAGAACGAGGCUCUGAAGGCGCAGCACGAAGCAGCUAAAGCGGAGCAGCAAGUGAAAGCCCGCAGCGAAAAAGAGCGAGGCGAAGCCGCUGCUACCAACAAUGAAAGUCGCAUCAAGGAUCUUGAAGGGCAGAUGGAACAGAAAGACCGAGAACGAGACGAAUGGUCAGCCAAAUACCAUAGCGCAAUCUCGAGCGCACAGGAGACGGAAACCGCCAACAACAAGCGGAUUCAAGAGUUUCAGGCCGAGAUUAGCCGGCGCGAUACCGAUAUUGCCAAUUCAAACUCCGAACUUGGCAAACUGCAGGGCGAGAUCAACAACCUCCGGCCGAAAGUGUUUGAUGAAGUCGGGGACGAAGAUGUGCAGAUCUUGUCUGUCACAUAUGGCACACGCGUGUUCUAUGAUUCGGGAACUAGAGACUUUAACAAUCUUCUACCUGCGUUCAAAGAUGCUGCUCGAAGCGGGUACCGUUUCGGUGUCAACAACGGCCUUUUCAAAGACGACCCCAAUCCCGGUCACUACAAAUCGAUGGUCAUUGUGUACCGGUAUAAUAGAUCCGGCUCGACCAGACGUCUGAGAACGUUGACUGGCUGGGAAGAUGGUGAUAAGGUGAAGUUCGAUGAUUGGAACUAG
This is a messenger RNA of Penicillium malachiteum, 678 nucleotides long. RefSeq lists its product as uncharacterized. NCBI's taxonomy places the organism in Eukaryota, Fungi, Ascomycota, Eurotiomycetes, Eurotiales, Aspergillaceae. Bases 1 to 678 code for a protein of 225 amino acids. The record is from RefSeq and is a predicted model, not a curated record. The transcript has a single exon.